This is a messenger RNA of Frieseomelitta varia, 1341 nucleotides long. RefSeq names its product nucleolar protein 8-like. Bases 193 to 1326 code for a protein of 377 amino acids. Gene Ontology annotation, molecular function: RNA binding. The record is from RefSeq and is a predicted model, not a curated record. The transcript is spliced from 6 exons. NCBI's taxonomy places the organism in Eukaryota, Metazoa, Arthropoda, Insecta, Hymenoptera, Apidae.
AUUUCUCGUCUGUGUUUGUAUCUUUUUAUCUGAUAUAGUUCUUCAAUCCACCGUUCCUUAAACGUAGAGUGCGCUAAUGGUCAUAUCUUAGUUUAAUAAGCCAUGCACUUACUAUCGAAUGUCAGAUUUAAUUUAGCCUAACAUUGUAAAAAUAAAAGGUUUUUAAAGCUUGAGGUUAAAACAGAAAUAAAAAUGAAUGGAAUUGAUAUAUCAGAGAAGAAGCGAUUAGAAUCAUUAAAACGUAAGAAACAAAUUUUUAGAGCCAAAGAAUUGGCAGUACAAAAUGCACUGAAGAAUUUGGACAAUAACAGGAAUAAGAAUAAAAUAAUAUUUGAUGAUAAUGACAUUAACGACAUAGAACAAUUUCAAACCAAAGAAAAAAGGAAAAAGAAAAACCGUGAUUUAUUUGAUGAUGCUGAUGAUGACAAAAAUGAUAAUGAACCAGUGUGGGAUAACCAUAAAUUUGAUAGUAAUAAAAAUUUCACAGAGAAGUAUCUUGGGAAUAAUAUUACUGAUGAACGGUUCAAGCUUGACAAACGCUUCAUGGAUGAUGAUCAAGAAACAAAUAAAGAUAUCAAUGUAAAUGACAAUGAAAUUGAUCUACAGAAGGAGAAGGAAUUACAAUUAGAUAUUUUAGAAAAUAUUUUAGGAGUACCAAUUACUUCAAAGAACAAAGAUAUAAAUAAAAAUGUAAAAUUUUCAAAAAAAGGAAUGAUUCGAUAUGAUCCCACGGAAAAUGAUCAUAAAGAAUACGAAAUUAACACAGAAAAAUGUGAAAUAGAAACUAAAAACGCUAAAAAAAAGAAGAAAAAUAAACGUAAUAUCGAAGACCCAAUUGAAAAUCCACCUGUGGAAGUAUCAAAGGAUAUAUAUUUUUCUGUAUCAGACUCAUUAUUGAAAAGCUUGAACGAAGGAGGACAAUUUAGUUUAUUAAAAACAUAUGGCAGAGAUAUAACUAAUGAAAAUAUUACAGAUAAUAACAGUAAUGUUUCAAACGUGGAAACUCCAAAAAUUCAAUUAAAUUUUGAUUCAAAGAAAUCAUUUAAGUAUGAUUCUUCCGAAGAUGAACACGAUAGUAAACAAGAAUAUACAAAUAAUGAAAAAUCUACACCUGAUAUAAUAGUAAAUACAAAUAAGUUUUUCUUUGACAGUAAUGAUAUUCGUUUCAAAGAAGCAGAAAACUUUUUUUCGAAAGAACACGUGCCAACGGAUACAUUCAAAGAGCUUAGACAGAAAGUAAAACAAAUUGUGCAUUCGAAAAUUCGAAAAAAUAUGAAGAAGAAGCAACAUUGGGGAUAUAAAAAAAAAAUUAAAAAAUCGUCUUAACAAUUCAUUUAUUGA